AUGGACGACGGAAAGUGGUUUCCUCACAUCGCUGACGGUGGUGACGAGUAUCUGACCGAGGACCUCUACAGCAGCGACUGCUUCUCGUCGGGGUUCGGAUCCAGUCACCACAACGUCAGAACCCAACCAUCGACAACUGGGUAUAUCUCGGCGGCUGCAACUACGCCCGUCGGUGCCGGCGGGAACGAAAUAGGCCCGAGUCAACAUGGCAACAACCACAGCUACGACUCCCACCACGCUGUCGCUGCCCAACCGAACAAAGAAUCUGGCGCAGUACUUGCACCCAACACCAACGCCAAUGCCAAUGCCAAUGAUUCUUGCUUCUGGCCCCCCCUCUCGACUACCAACAUGUAUUCGCUCCCCUUCGACGGCAGCACCACUAUCGACACCGGAUUUCCUACCCACUACCAGCAACAGCCGAACCACGCCGCCUCCUGGUCCGUGUUCGACACGUGGGGAGGAGGAGCAGCAGCCGCUGCAUUGACAAACACCCCCCUUCAUUUCCACGACAGUCUUCCCGCCGUCACCACCACCGGUCCCUGGGGCGAGCCCAGCGUGCCUAACCUCGGUGAGGCCAUCGGGUGUAAUAGCGUUAGUCCCACUGGCACCACCUACAGCAGCAUCUCGUCGUCUGCCGCUUCUGAUGCCAUGACCUCGAUGAGUCUGGAUCCCGUGACGCAUUCCACGGCUCCGGUCAACACACCUAGCACGACCAACUCCUUCUCUAUGGAUGAUCAGAGAUAUGAGAACCAGACUAAUGUUUCUGCCACUGGUUCUGGUACUUGUGCUGGUGCUGGCGCUGCUGACUGGAUCAUGGGCAACACCAACGACAGCAAUUACCCGCCCACCACCGUAUCCCCAGAGGUACUGCGCAUAAACCCUUCGCCUGCGCCGGUGCCCAACUCGUACACGGAAUCGGUUCAGACCAGUCUUUUGCGCGAUAGCGACUUUGAUAUAAGUCCUUCGUACGUUGAUAUCCGUCCGGCUCCUUCUCGUGCUCCUCAGGCGCCUCAACCGUCUUCGUCGUCGAAGCGACUCAAUAACAAGGGCCGCAAGGAGUUACCAAGCAGGCCCAAGUCGCGCUACCUGUCUGUUGCCCGCGAACCGCCUUCCUCUUCGUCGUCGGCGACGUCAUCCAAGGGCAAGGGCAAAGCAUCUGCUGCGCCGUCGUCCAUACAUGGCCACCACCAUCACCACCACCACCAGUCAGCUUCAUCUUCGGCUCGCCAAAAGGCAGCAGAACAAAAUUCCGUCUCGCUACUCAGCUGCGCCUUUAGAGCAGAACAAGAAAAUGGCGACAUCGGCAUCGAAGACCCCAAUCCUUCCGACACCUUCGAAGCGUCCGACGCAGACCUGCCAAAUCCCAAUCCUCCCCUCAGACCCAGGCCCAAGCCCACCGCUGUCCUUCUCCCCCGCCCCUCGCCAUCCACCUCAGUAAUGAUGAAAACAUCCGCAGCAGCAUCGUCACGUCUCCUCGAAACCCAAGCCGCCGAAAAGGCAGCCAAGGACGAAUUCCUCAUCAAGCACAAGCGGGCGGGCAUGACAUACCGCGAGAUCCGCAAGAAGGGCAAGUUCAUCGAGGCCGAGUCGACACUGAGAGGACGGUACCGCACAUUGACUAAGCCCAAGGAGACCAGAGUUAGGAAGCCUGAGUGGGAGGAGAGUGACAUCCGCCUCCUCAAAAAAGCCGUCCGCAAACUAGCCAAGGGCGACGAUCUCGAGACGGCCAAGAUCCCUUGGAAGCAAGUCGCCGAGUACAUCGCCGAGCAUGGCGGCUCAUACCACUUCGGCAACGCCACCUGUCGCAAGCGGUGGGAUGAUCUCCUUGCUCAGAAUAAGGCUUGA
This is a messenger RNA of Pseudomassariella vexata, 1845 nucleotides long. RefSeq lists its product as uncharacterized. Bases 1 to 1845 code for a protein of 614 amino acids. The record is from RefSeq and is a predicted model, not a curated record. Lineage: Eukaryota; Fungi; Ascomycota; Sordariomycetes; Amphisphaeriales; Pseudomassariaceae. The transcript has 3 exons.